This is a messenger RNA of Salvelinus fontinalis (brook trout), 3097 nucleotides long. It is a transcript of the gene acot13, whose product is annotated as acyl-CoA thioesterase 13. The transcript is spliced from 3 exons. NCBI's taxonomy places the organism in Eukaryota, Metazoa, Chordata, Actinopteri, Salmoniformes, Salmonidae. The coding region runs from base 1743 to 2168 and encodes 141 amino acids. The record is from RefSeq and is a predicted model, not a curated record. Gene Ontology annotation, molecular function: fatty acyl-CoA hydrolase activity.
ACUAAUGAACAUGCACCUGUGGAACGGUCGUUAAGACACUAACAGUUUACAGACGGUAGGCAAUUAAAGUCACAGUUAUGACAAAUUAGGACACUAAAAGAGGCCGUUCUACUGACCCUGAAAAACACCAAAAGAAAGAUGCCCAGGGUCCCUGCUCAUCUGGCUGAACGUGCCUUAGGCAUGCUGCAAGGAGGCAUGAGGACUACAGAUGUGGCCAGGGUAAUAAAUUGCAAUGUCCAUACUGUGUGACGCCUAAGACAGCGCAACAGGGAGACAGGAUGGACAGCUGAUCGUCCUCGCAGUGGCAGACCACGUGGAACAACACCUGCAUAGGAUUGGUACAUUUGAACAUCACACCUGCGGGACAGGUACAGGAUGGCAACAACUUCCAAAGUUACACCAGGAACGCACAAUCCCUCCAUCAGUGCUCAGACUGUCCACAAUAGGCUGAAGGAGGCUGGACUGAGGGCUUGUAGGCCUGUUGUAAGGCAGGUCCUCACCAGACAUCACCGGCAACAACGUCACCUAUGGGCACAAACCCACCGUCGCUGGACCAGAUAGGAGUGGCAAGUUGUGCCCGGAUUUCAAUCCCAUUGGGCACGUCUGGGACCUGUUCGACCGGAGGGUGAGGGCUAGGGCCAUUCCCCCAGAAAUGUCCGGGAACUUGCAGGUGCCUUGGUGGAAGAGUGGGGUAACCCCCCACAGCAAGAACAGGCAAAUCUGGUGCAGUCCAUGAGGAGGAGGAUGCACUGCAGUACUUAAUGCAGCUGGUGGCCACACCAGAUACUGACUGUUACUUUUGAUUUGGACCCCCCCUUUGUUCAGGGACACAUUAUCCAAUUUCAGUUAGUCACAUGUCUAUGGAACUUGUUCAGUUUAUGUCUCAGUUGUUGAAUAUUGUUAUGUUCAUACAAAUAUUUACACAUGUUAAUUAUGAUUGCUGAAAAUAAACGCAGUUGACAGUGAGGAAGUUCCUUUUUUUAGCUGAGUUUAGUUAGAUAAAGGAUGAUUGACAUAACAUUAAAACAGUUCUCAAGGCCUGAAAACAUCGGACAAACUUUAUUGGAGUGAACUCUCACAAAUAACUUUAACCACAAACAGACUGUGGGGUAAAAUACUAUUGGCAACACACUGGAUAGUAUGCGAAUAGUUUCGUACAAGAGAAAGGGGAACUAAUAACAAUUGGACUGAUAUGAGCUAGCUAGCUAGAUUUCCAUUUCCCCGGUCAUUUUCAGCAAGGCAACGUUAGCUUUGAGCCACGGUGUUAUCGACUCCUGUAACGAACCCAUCACAGAGAAGAGUCCUCGUUUCUUCUGAAGUCGACAAGGACCUGGAAAUAUUUCUCAUUGUUUCUCUAUUUCAUAGCGAUGCUUAUAUCUUGUUAGAAGCGACGCAAAGGCAUUUUAGUUGAGUGUUGUUGUUGUUGUUGAAGCUCUGACACCACUCAGAGCUGUGUGAGAGUCUAAAUAGUCCGGGUUGACGCAAAGAUCUGUCCCGUUAAUAAAUAUGUAUAAAUAUGUAGAAUACGUGAAUAUGUAGAAAAUGAACACGAACUCCUUCAAUAUAUAUGACACUUUCAUAUGCAAGUAAAAUAAUGCAUCAUCAUGCCCAAUAAAUAUGAAAUCAAAGCGGAACCUUGUUAAACUGUAUGAUACCCGGAAGAUUUAGCUAUCAGAACGGUUUCCUGUUUGGAGGAAAAUCUACUUGUAUCAAGUUGACAUUGAACACGUUCAGCAUUAAACAUGGUUUCUCUGUCUUUAAACUCGUUAAAAACAAUUAUGCGGGCGAUGGUGGACAGUCCGGGAUUUGAUCGAGUUUUAAGUAAGGUGGACAUUGUAACAGCCAGCCCAGGGAAAGUGGUGUGUGAGUUUAAAGUGGAAGAGGAGCACACAAACCGAGGGGGCACCCUUCACGGGGGUCUGACAGCAACACUGGUCGACGUUAUCUCCACCACUGCCAUCAUGUACACGGAACGGGGGGCACCCGGUGUCAGCGUGGACAUGAACAUCACGUACAUGAAUGCUGCCAAGAUAGGUGAGGACGUGCUGAUCACAGCCACGGUGUUGAAGCAAGGACGGACCCUGGCAUUCGCUACUGUAGACCUCACUAGCAAAGCCUCUGGGAAACUCAUCGCACAAGGAAGACACACAAAGCACCUUGGGAGUUAGAUCAGCUGCUCGGUGUGGGGUGAUGUUGCCCCCACAACACAGGUCUUGGGUCAGUUUAGCAUUCCCCCCCCACCACUAAUGUUUAAGAUUGGGGGAGGGAAAGCUGAACACCCCCCCCAUCAGCAAAUUGUGAAUGAUCAUACUGCUGCUGUGACACGGUCCAGCAGAAAGUCUGUGGGUGAAGAAACAUGACUAUUGUGAUACUGUGUCAGUAAAUUGUUUUUCACCCCACAACUGACUUGCUAAAUAUAUAUAUAUAUUUUUUUGCAUGUCAUUCUGCUGUAAAUAUAUACUUUGUGUACACACAAUAAAAACACACCAGGAAAUACUUUCAAAUGUUACAUUGUAUUGGGAUUUGUUCAGCCGUGUUGAUUUCUAGAUGCAUAAAAAAAAAGAAUAAACUGAAAUGACCCACCUUUAAAUCCAACAUAUUGAAUCAACAAAGAAAACCCUCAAUUAAAAUGUACUGACUGAUUUGUGCCUUAUUUUACCCCAGCAAAGCAACAAAACAAAACAAAAAAACACCCCCAUUUUACAAGCACUGCAACAAUUAGUACUCUUUAGGAUACUUGUCUACCAAAUUAAAGGAACAGACAUGUAACAAACCCAUUAAAUUUCAACUCAACCUGUUCCAUUGUUAGGUACAUUAAUUCUUCCAUAUACACACACCCACCCAUGCCGACCCACACCGAGAACAAACUAAAACAGAUUUCAGUAGCUUGAAUGGCGUGCAUGGUAACAACCUUUAAACCGGGUGUGUCGGGUCCGCACCACGCGGUUCACAAUACUGUCCGUCAACUUCCUCCCAUCAGUUCCCAACUAUACUCCAGAUAUUACUAAUGGUGCUCCUGGCAUAUUUCACAGGAAAAGCAAACGAACCCAGAGAAGAAAAAAAAAGCCAACAUUAAACAAGGGCGUCUUAAAAAAGG